AUGAUGAGCCGCCACACCCCACACCGGAUAAGUGCAGAUAUCUUGUCGGGGGACGCUUGGCUUCUUGAUGAUGAGCCGCCACACCCCACACCGGAUUAUUCCAUUCUUUCGAUUCCGCCGACAUUGGGUGGUGAUUCUGAGCGGCCGGGCGCCGACCAAGCCCCCGGGAAAGCUGAAUAUGUGCUGCCGCCAAUGACAUCUGUACUUCCAAAUUAUGGUAAAGGGCGCGAAGAAGAAGUAGGUGGCGAACCGCCGUUACCUCGUAACGCGUUAGGCAGCCUGUUGCAACGGGAAUUGCCUGCUGGCGCCGAAACCGUGGACAGUGGGCCCUCCCCGGAUACAGCAGAUGCGACAAAGGAGUCUCUACAAGAACUCACAGCAGAAGCGCCCACAUCUCCGAAAGCAGGAAUGGCCAGCACCCCCGAAGGAGCAGUUGACCACUAUUCGGCACCUUCCUCCAGGACCUCUGCUUCCCCGCGGCAGCUACCUGCGGGAGUCAGGCUGUCUCAGGAAAGUCAAUCAGUUGAGCAGUCUUCGUCUAUGAUAGACCUGCCUACUGAUGCAACUGUCAUUUCGCGCUUCGCGUGGCUCAGCGAGUUUCUCCCAGCUGUUCCUAUUGACGUCAUGAGAACGCACCCAUUUUACCGUCACCCACAACACCAGGAAGAACGCCUCAUAAGACAAUCUAGUGCACCGUUUGCGGCGUUGUUUCGCCCAAUCAAGAGGAAUGCAGGCCCAGCACUUGCUAUGUGCUACACAUUAAUGAAACUCAGGCCAUGGACACUCUGGGAACGAUUUUUUUUGUUCUGGACACGCUCUAUUGUGCAGCAGAAGUACUAG
This is a messenger RNA of Eimeria mitis, 840 nucleotides long. RefSeq lists its product as uncharacterized. NCBI's taxonomy places the organism in Eukaryota, Apicomplexa, Conoidasida, Eucoccidiorida, Eimeriidae. The record is from RefSeq and is a predicted model, not a curated record.